This is a messenger RNA of Mya arenaria, 2765 nucleotides long. RefSeq lists its product as uncharacterized. Gene Ontology annotation, molecular function: protein binding; transcription cis-regulatory region binding. NCBI's taxonomy places the organism in Eukaryota, Metazoa, Mollusca, Bivalvia, Myida, Myidae. The transcript has 4 exons. Gene Ontology annotation, biological process: positive regulation of transcription by RNA polymerase II. Gene Ontology annotation, cellular component: nucleus. The record is from RefSeq and is a predicted model, not a curated record. The coding region runs from base 650 to 2347 and encodes 565 amino acids.
GUUCGGGUUCCGUCGAGUAGGGACAGGUUGUAUCAACAAAAGCAAAUUACACGUUUAAAAUGAUUUUUUUGACAGAUUAAAGCAAUGCUUAGGCAGCUACUAUACGGAAAGCACGCAGCUAAAGAUGGCAAAUUGAGAGGUAAAAGACAAGAUCUCCAUCAGUCUCUCCUGUUCCUGUUUCGUCUGGCAUACAACUUCAAAUUUACUAUAUUCUUUUCCUCUUUCAUCACAGUGUUAAAAUUCAACACAAGAGUCAAUAUUGUCACAUGAAAACAAUGAACAGCUUCUGUGAAAUAAAGGAUUAAUUAUGAAAUCCUAUGAAGACUUUAGUGGAAUUUUAUCGAGAAUACUUUUGUUUUUCUUUAAAUUUGCAUGGAAUGUUCACGAUAGUUUGCCAUAUCUGAUAUCUGCUGCUUUAAUGCUGUUUAAUGUCCGUCUCAGGAUUCAAAUUCAGAUAAACUUUAUAUAAAGAAAAGGCUUGUGUUAGAGAUAUCCUUUCAUCAUGUAAGAACAAAGCCAUUGGAAACGAUAUACAAUUGCCAAGAUAAGCCAAAAAAUGCAGAUCAAGAUGCAUUAAGACCAAACAGUUUGGAUUUACCUUAUCAGUGUUUCUCCGUCCAUUUAAUUAUUUUUAUGCAAGUAUCAAAAGAUGAGCAGGGGUCCGAGGGAUUUACGUGAUCUAAUUUGUGUGUCUCGAUUGACAUUUCGAGAGAGUGAUGAGGAGGUGAUUAGUGAUGAUGACAGGUUUCAUGGUGAUUGGGAUGAAAUAUCAUUGGAAAGUUCUGGGUCUUGUGAUAGCAGACAAGGCUCAACCCCUUCCACAACAGUAAAAGGGCAUUCACCGGACUCUGGCUGUAUAACAAAUGGCAACUCCCCAGCUGAUUCUACUGCUCAGAAAGAUGCAGAGUUAAAACUAGAUUUAACAUUGUUGAGUAAGGUAAAAAAGAAAUCCAAAAAGAAGAAAAAGAAAGUAUUAGAGACAGAUGCCCCAAGGUUUCCAUUUCCUAAGCCAGCACCAUUGCCGCCUCUAAGGUCGGGGUCUGUUGAGCAUGAUUCAUCACCUACAGAAGUUUCAUUCAGGCCUGCCCCACCCGCUUCUGACUGCAAAUCUACACACUCUGCGGCCAGACAUGUGGCAAGUAAACCAUUCAAGACUCAGAGUCAGCUGUCAGCGCAGACACAUUCAGUGGUUGCUGAAGCAACAGACCAUGUUGAUGAGGAAUCAGAACCAGUGCGUGCAAAAACUCCUUUUCUUACCUAUAGGGCUAAAUCUAGCGAUGCAGACUCUGGUAACUAUGAUGUAAUGCUGAGCUAUAUGGAUGCCACUGUGGUAUCUGGUUGGUUAACAAAAGCUAACAACAGUGUGUCUGAGAUUGCAGCAUAUAUUGCAGCUGGUGAUCAUUUUGUGCAGUUUGCUCAUUUCUGGUUGACUGACUUUGGGGAUACAGAAAAAAGAGAAAUAUUUGAGCUUGAAAUUGACAUUCUUAAAGAAGAACUUGGUUUUGCUUUUGCUAUUGGAAGAGAGGAAAGGAAAGUGUCACAGAGAGACAUAAAUAACCUAAUUGGUGCUAUAUUCAGAGAAUAUCCUAAAAAACUGCUGAGUGGCAAGGGAGCUCAUCUGUUUUUAGACUACCUGGAUAUCAUCACUUCUGGUCGAACUCAGAAGUAUAAACAGUUACUUUCUGAUGUAAAAUGCUCAACCAAAAACAAACAGUAUGCCCAGUGGUUACUAGCAACCCGAUCAUAUUCCUUAGUCAGCAUGUGGUGUGCAAUCAUUAAUUUUUACAGAAAUCUCCUUGGUCGUCAUGGCACAGUGCCAAGUAAGGUGCCAGAUGCACCAAGCACUUUUAAGACAGUGUAUGAGAAGCGUCUGUUCCAGGCCUUGAGGCACGGCUAUCGGGACGUGAUCCACUACCUUCACGUCGGAAAGUAUGUGGACCUCACUCAAGUGGAUUCGCAUGAGCGCACACUCAUCUUCACUGCGGUCAUGCACAACCAGCCUCGAGUCCUGCAGUACCUUGUUAAGGCUACUCCAUCUAUAAAUGUGAACCAUGUAUCCAACACGGGAAACACAGCUCUCCAUGCUGCGGUGAAUGCGGGCAGUGCCCAGCUUGUGUCUGCCUUACUCAAAGCCCCAGGGCUGAAUGUUGACUGUGUGAACCUGCAGUGUGAGAAUGCAGCACCCAUCCAUCUUGCCGUCAUGCAUGGUCAUGCUGAGAUAGUUGGUUUGUUGUUGAAGGCAGGAGUAGACACCAGCCUCAAAAUGGGUGACCUCACACCAUUGGACAUCGCACGAGAUUUCGAGCAUGCUGAAAUACUCGAACUACUAACUGAGCACAUAAAGUGACAAGUGUAUGAUUUGCUUAAUCAUGGUGCCUCUCAUUCUAGCUGUGAUCUUUAAGUUAUAUUAUACCGUGGUGCAGUUUAGUGAAAGGUUCUUUUUUCAAAAAAUCAAGUUUGUCAAUGUACCGUUAUAACUAAAAAUCCAUAAUUAUGGAAAAUAUUUUCUACAAUUGUGCGUUUUGAACUUCUUUGUUUUGUAAAAGUUCUUUUAUGAUUAGGACUUGAUCUUACCUUCUUGCUUAUUAUGCGUACUACACUGUCAGGUUUAAAUCUGCCAGGCAGUGCAGUGCUUUUUCAAUAUGUAACUGUAUAAAAAUGUGUUCAUUGUAGUGUGCUUUGUAAGAGAAUUAUAAUUUUCCAUUCUCUAUAUUACAUGUUUGUAAUUGAUAAGUUUUGUCGGUGAUAAAUUGUUGAGAAUUGUU